Molecule: messenger RNA, 876 nt
Organism: Solanum verrucosum
Lineage: Eukaryota; Viridiplantae; Streptophyta; Magnoliopsida; Solanales; Solanaceae
Product: zinc finger CCCH domain-containing protein 23-like
Exons: 1
Coding region: 1-876 (291 amino acids)
Source: RefSeq, a predicted model, not a curated record
AUGGCUUAUAGGAAUGAUCACCUUUUCAACUACUGUUCAUCACUUUUCCCAUGUCAUCAACAAGACGAUUUUCAGGAAUUCAUCGAUCAAGCUCUAUACGAAUCAGAUGAAUUUCGUAUGUACGCUUACAAAAUAAAAAGGUGCUCAAAUCUCCGUAGUCAUGACUGGACUUGUUGCCCCUUUACACAUAGAGGGGAAAAAGCACGUCGUCGUGAUCCUAGAGAAUAUAACUAUUUACCAAUUCCUUGCCCUGGCUAUAAAUUUGCAUCGUGCAUAAAAGGAGAUAAUUGUGAAUUAUGCCAUGGAGUUUUUGAGUAUUGGUUACACCCAGCAAAAUAUAGAACCCAUCCAUGCCAUGCUGGCACGUUAUGUGACAGACGAGUAUGUUUUUUUGCUCAUACACUAGAAGAGCUUCGUCCUGAAAUUAACUAUAAUUGGUGUUAUGUGUAUCAAUACCCUUUGCACAUCCAACCUUACCCUGACAUUUUAAUUGAAGAUGUACCAAAGGGUAUUUGGAUUGUUAUUCCUUGUAAUUAUCAGUUGUCACCACCACAUGAUCAGUACUAUGGUACUAUAGUUUCUGAACCUGAAAAUUUGUUAACUUCUCAACAAAUUUCUCCUAUUUCGUCUCAAUCAAAAAUUGACCUUCAAAAUGAAAGUGAUUUUUCACUUUUUUCAACUAGCCAUUCUAAAUUAAUUGAGGAUUUGAAGAAUCUUGAGAUUGGGAGUACCUCUCAUGCUAAGGUGAAUAUAAUGGAUGAUGAAAAGGGAAAAAAGUCAGUGGAGUUUGAGUUUGAGUCAGAAGAUCAAGAAUUUCAAAACUUUAAUUGGGUAACUGACUUGUUGAUGGAUGAAUUAGAGGAUACAAGCUUGUAA